AUGGCGCCGUCGGACCUGCGUGAUCCACGGCACCUGCUCGCCGCACGUGAUCGUGAUGACGACGAGGACCCAGCUAAUGGUGGUUCUACGACGGGUGCGGUCCUUGCCAGCGAAGUCGUCGGCGCGUCCAAGCUGGCUUCGUACGACCAAGGUGUGGUGCGCAAGUCGAAACGGGAGCGCGAGGCCGAGGCACAACAACUCAAGGCCAAGGAACAGGAGCAGCUCGCUGCCAAGGCCUACAACGAUUUCAUGAAGGACUUUGGCGGGGACGACGAUGACGACGACUCAGCACGUCACCCGUCGUCGUCGUCGUCGCGCUCGGGGCCACGCGGGGCGACGAGGGGCAAGUACUCGGCCGGCAAAGGGUUCGUCAGCGCUGGAGGAGGCCAGCGGUACAACCCUCUUCAAGAUCGACCACCACCCCCAGCUCCAGCGCCGACGGCCUCGACGUCGUCUCUACCGAGCGUGGCAGGGGCGCCAACGGCACCGAGGGCGAUGAGGCCCCCAGAGCCCGUACAGGCAAGGUCAUCAGCAGUUUCCGAGGAAGAGGUGGGCCAAUUCUGCUCUCGUGACGUCGAUCGACCUAUUCUUAUUUGAACUCAUCUCCCCAGACUCGACCAAGCGCGAGCACAAGCAAAUCCGGAGUCGUCCUAGGCAAGAAGCGCCGAGAUGGCGACAGCUUCCUCGAACAACUCAAGAGGUCGAUCCACUCCCCCCGCUUCCUUGCGUCCUCUGCAGGCGCCUUGUCGUGUCGAUGUGAACUGAACAUGACGUGUCUUUUCCUUACCCUGUGUUCCGAACGUGUGACAACUCCAUACCCUUGUCGCAUGUCUGGGUCCCGCAUCGACGCUUGCAAAUACUGUCGUCCAUCAGGGAACAAGCCGAACGCGAGGAGCGACUCAAGCAAAAGGCAGACCGGUGUAAGCCAUGUGCGAACACCUCGAGUGGCGUUUUUCUGUCAUCUGACACUUUUCUCCACCUGCAGUGGGAUCGUCGGUCACUGCACUCGCGGGUAUGCCCGAACUCUCGCCGGCUCGUCAGUACUCGCAAGUGCUCACACGUUAUCGUUUACAUGUCUAUCCCGCAGCUCGCGAGAAUGCACCAGUCCUGACCGGAUCUUACGAUACUGGCGAUCCUUUGACAACCAACAUCCACGUGUCCCCGCUGCCUCAAAACGUCACCGAGGACACGCUCGGCAUGUUCUUUGCUCGUUAUGGACCGAUCGGUAGCGUCAAGGUGCGUGACUCAUGCUUUGGUGCAGAGUUGUGAUCGAUACUCACCCACCGAUUUAUCUUCGGCAGAUCAUGUGGCCGCGGCUUGAACCAGGGGCAACACUGGUGGGUCGACGACAAUUGUCAGGCUUCGUCGCCUUCAUGCGCCGACCGGAUGCGGAAAAGGCGGCGAAAGAACUGGACGGCGUAGAGUGGGGCGGGACAGUCCUCAAGCUCAGUUGGGGCAAGCCAGUACCGGUACCGACACGCGCUGUUAUAGGUAUGUGCUCAUUCGAUGAGCUCAAUCAUGCGUCUAGUCUUCAACCCACUGAUACGCCAUUCCGUCCACCCCUGAACAGACAUAGAAGGAUCUAGCACGCGAAGCGAUCGGCAAAGAGAGCGCCUGCAUCGUCCAUCCCGGCGUCGAUCCUCAUCUCGAUCACGCUCACGAUCCCGUUCCCGUUCACGAUCGCCGAAAAGACGACAUCGAUCUUACUCACCGGACGACGAGCGCGCCCACGCGCGCAGGGAAUGGCCCACACUCGAGGCUGGCAUCGAGGAGAAGUUCUUGACGACGAUUGCCAAAAGGAUACUGGAGCAUGGGAGUGCGUUCGAGCAUGCACUCAGGGAAAAGGAGAGGCACAAUGCCAAGUUUGACUUUUUCCGCGAAGACAAGGUGGGUGUGACUAGAUGAGAUUCUGGCCGCUCACUUAUCUCUGACGACUGCACCCCUCAACCCCGAGUAUAGCUCCCUUCCUACCACUACUUCAAGAUGCUUCUGGAUCGCCACUAUCGAGCUCCGAUGCCGGCAAAGUUCGAUGACGCCGGUCCCGCCGAGGUCUACUCUUCCGACACCGAGGAGGAUUCCGAAAACGAACGCAUACUCAAAGGACGACUAGGCACAUUGGCUCGAAAACGUUUCGAAGCGCUCUUGCGAACUCUGACCUCAACUAGGGGGAACAUCGCUCGUGGCAUGGCUUUCGCACUUGAACAUGCCGACGCAGCAUCCUUCAUCGUCGAUUUACUCAUCGCUUCACUCACGCUCGAAGCAACACCCGUACCUCGCAAGAUCGCGCGACUCCAUCUCGUCAGCGAUAUCCUGCACAACUCGUCCGCGCCCCUCCCCAACGCUUGGAUGUAUCGCUCGACGUUCGAGGAACGCUUACCCGUCGUGUUUGAUCAUCUCGGUGAGAUCUACAAAUCCUUCCCGGGGCGUAUGAAGGCCGAGCAGUUCAGAUUACAGAUCAGCAGUAUUGUCGACGUAUGGGAACGGGAUUGGAUGCUCUUUGAAACGCGGGUAUUCGACGAUUUCCGUCGGCGUCUGGCUGGGGUGUCCGAACAACCCAUCGAGGAAACCAGUAUCGAGCCCGAAGUAGUCCCCAGCACGGAGCCCGAAGCACUCAUCACCGCCAGCGCUCAUUGGGCUCCCGUCUCCAGCGCUUUCAAACCUGCCACAGUGGUCACCACCGGACCCAUCGCACCUCCAACACCAAGACCUCCUUCCCCGAUUCCAGGACUGGCAGCUCCCCCGGCGAAGAAACCUCAGAUCAAGUUUGGCGGGUUCAAGACGGCUUUCACACCUACGACGGGGCUGCCUCAAAUUCCUGUGGAGGACACUGAAGCGGUCGAAAUAGAGAUGGAAGCGCGUCCAGCCGGGACUUCAAAGGACCCUUCUUCAGCUGCUGAGCCGAAUGAUGACGACGGUGAAGCGAUGGAGAUCGAGGAUGACGACGAAGACGACGAGGACGUCGACGGUGUUCCGUGGGAAGGUCAGGAUUCAGAAGGAGAUGACGUCGAUGGCAUACCCCUCGAAGGUGCGGACGUGGAUGGAUCACCUCUUGAGUUGGAAGAUGUGGAUGGGAACCCGAUUGAUGCGGAUGAUAUGUUCGAAGGGCCGCCAGCAUGA
Microbotryum saponariae is the source of this 3117-nucleotide messenger RNA. NCBI's taxonomy places the organism in Eukaryota, Fungi, Basidiomycota, Microbotryomycetes, Microbotryales, Microbotryaceae. The record is from the annotation of a GenBank genome assembly.